UGGCCUGGAUAGCGAGGGUGUAAAGAUAGCGCAGCCUAUUGCCCAGGGGUGUACAGGCCAGCGAUCUUCAACAACUCCCCAGCACCAUGCACUUAGCACAUUUUGAGCGCCAUUCCAAAGGCAGAGCUAAAAUGGUCCCAAUAAUGGCUCAUCCCGCAUGACUAGUACUAGUAGUGGUAGUAGUUGAAACCUCUGAAGAUUCACAUGCUCACUACAACGAGCAUAGUGCGGGUAGCAACUGGAAAAGUGAGGCGAACAUCGCCCGUCGUGUUCACGCCAGGAAGUGCGAAGUAUGUAAGUACGAGCGGAGUAGCGCUCUGGCGAGGAAAACAUUCGUUCACGACAAGGCCGCUCACUUCGUUCUGUGCCGACGAACCGGCAGGACUCGCUUGAAACGGAAGCAAUUUGUCACUGCUCGGUGUACUGGAUGCAUGUUUCAGGGCUCAGUUUCACCCGCAGCUGACAACUAACCGUUACUUGCAGCGUUGGAGCGGAUGAACCAGAGCCUGUUCAGCUGCGUUUAUAGCAGCUCGUUGACAGAGAAACUACUCGCUAGCAGAGCGACGUCGCCACAUCUCCACUCGCUGGGUCACACCGAGGUGUUACUGACAGCCCCCGGGACGUGUGGACUGAAUAUUAGCAGGCGAGAGAAGUUUUUUGCUCUCUCUUUUCGACGUUGAGUGAACCGAGGGCGACUGCAGGAGAUCUUCCUCCGUCAGUUUUGCUUGUUGACCGGUCGAUAUCAGCUGUAACGCGUAUUGAGCUGUCGGCAGUUCGUCAAGCUCUUUCCACGCACCUUUUGAAAGGUAGUGACUGAACAGCUGACAAUCCCGUGGGUGGUCAAGAGAACUCUCUCUCGAUCUCUCUCUGUCCUGCAACCCGACAGAGGGUUAUCAAUUAUUGGGGCUGAGUUAGUUUCGCUGUUGACGCAGCUAAUAGUAAUACAUGUAACCCAGCCACACGGCACUAGGCACUAGGGUAGUGAUAUUGAUAGGCCGCAGAUUUAGUUGAGGCAACGCCUCCAGCAACACGGUGCGGCCAUUUUGCAGUUUCAACUCGGCCGCAUUUGUCAACCUGCAGCCGCAACAACAGGCAGGGCACUCGUUUUGAGGCCUUCCGCUGGAACGGCGUUGCGGAAGGCGUCGCAGAAGCUGACAUCGUGGGCAACGCUGAGCCGUUGCGUAGGUUCGCAGCUUUGGGCCCAGCAGUUCUGAAAGGUGUGCGGUGUGGCCACAGCACCCUCGAUCUGACUCAGCUUUGCUUGCAACCCCAUACCGCCGACCCUACACUAGGCUACAGCACAGUGUGAUACACGUGGAGUGAGCCCGCAGCAGCAGUUCUGCUAGGUGAGAGUACCAAGUCCAAGGUUGCUGUACUGAACGCGUGGCUAGGCCUUGUGUUAGGAUCCUAGUGUCGACUGAGAUCACAUCAGCAGAGUACGGCUCGCGGGACAAAGACUCGUGACCCAGUUCUGUGCACUCGUUCAGCUCGAUCCGAUUGUCCUGCCGCUUGCGACGCAAAUCAGGCAAAAAUCGCUGAACUAGUUUGAGAAACAUCAUCCCGGCCCCUUCGCUGGAAUUAUACUUUAUAAUUUAGUUUUGUCCUGUCCACGGGCACCAGUACGUUUAGGGUGCUGGCGUAGGGUACGGGUUGUUUGUGCAACCCCUGCCAUCGCAGGAAAGGACAUGGGAACCAGAAGAACGCGGAUACGACCGACAGCCAGGGUCAGUGCUGCUGCUGCUGCUGGCGAUGGUGGAGUAGCGGCGAUGGAAAUAUGUGCGCACAGAGUACUGGUCUGGUGUCUCUUGGCAGCGGUAAUCUUUGAAGCGGUGGACGCUAGGAAAGCUGAGACUGUGUUUUAUCAACUGGGUGACGAGUUUCGCACGGUCCUGGAAUGCCCGCUAGUCGAGACGAGAGAGGAAAACAGUAACAGUACGAUCGUAUGGAAAUUGGGUUCGUCCGUCAUCGCUGAUGAACCAGCGGGAGGCUCAGGCGUUACGAAACUGCUCGAAAAUGGUUCCUUGCAAGUCCACCACGCGAGCGGAAUGGAUGCCACAGAGCAGCAGGUUUGGCACUAUCGAUGCGAUCUCUUGUCAGCGGAUGGCAGCGUUCUCGCCAAAAGCCACAAGUUUGACGUGGUGGCUCUAGCACUACCGCCUCGACCGGGGUCCAUCGACAUAGACGAGCUCAAGUCGACCAGCGCGGUGGUGCAGUGGUACCUGGAGCAGUCUUGUACCGAGCUCAAGUACGCACGCUGCACAGGGGUCACUAUCAGCGUGUACCGCGAGACCAGCAGCAACCUUGUCCACAGGUUCAACGCGUCCAUGGAGAGCCACGGGCGGGUGGGCAGCAUCGUCAUAUCCAACCUCACCAAGGACACCAACUACAUUGUCAGCAUCCGCUCGUACUCCACCCUCGUGCCGGCGCUGGUCGGGCGCGAGACCGUGGCGAAGUUCCGCACUCUCAAGCACGACCUGAUUCUGCUCUACCCGAAGCGGCUGAGCACGCACAUCACUAGUCUGACGGAGAUGCUAGUGAGCUGGCAGCCGGUGACGUCGCCGGCCGUAGAGCUAACCGGCUACAUUGUCAAGUACAGCAUCGAGGGCGCCAGUACCAAAAUAUCGUUGCUCGUGCCGGCCAGUCGCAGCUCCGUUCUUCUGAAGAGCCUUGAGGCGGGCAACACGUAUAGCAUUGACGUGCAUAGCUACGUGGACCUGCCCGGCUUCGGCAUCCUGGACAGCCUCAACGCCAAUGUCCAGCGCCGCCUGCCGCUGUUCAUCGGCCAGGUGCGGGCGCUCAACUCUACGGCGAUCAUGGCCAACUGGACGCUGCUGCCGCACGCGCUGCGAUCGAUGCGCAUCGUGAUCUCGCACGGCGUGGGAACCGAGCGCGAGUACCACAACAGGAAUCCCACCGAGCAACGCUCCAAGCUGCUGGCCGACCUCAUACCCGGUACGCGGUACACCGUGCGGCUGAUCGGCAAGACAAGCGGAGUUCUCAAGGACAAGGAGAAGGUCACCAUCAAACUGCCGCCGCGGCCCAAGCAGCUCCGGGACGAGCAUUUUAUCGUGAAGACGAGUGCGGCCGAGCGCAGCAUUACGGUGGACUUUCGCCUGCCGGCCGGUGACAGCGGCACUGGAGCGCUGGAGGAGAUUCGGCUGAGGUUCAGUCGCGACCAGUUUGACGUGGACGGCGAGCCACCGUUCAAGGGCGACUGGCACUCGUACAACCCUCGUAGCGGUGGCACGGCCAUUCUGGACGACGCCGUGGUGGGCGACAUCUACCAGAUGCACUGCAAGGGUAGGUACGCAAUGAGCGGCUGGAGCAACGUGUUCGAGCAGAACAUCCAGAUACAUUACCCGGUGCCGCCAAUCACCGGCAACGUACGCGUGAUACCCGUGUCCAGUUCCUCCGUCAACGUCACCUGGAAGAGAUUGCCGAUGCGAACGAAUGUGGAGGGCUACAACGUGUCAUUCCGCUUGGCCGACGAGACCGCCUGGGAGUACAUCUACGAGGAGAUCCCGCCCUCGCAGAACCUCACGACGAUCUCGAACCUGCUCGACGGCGCCGAGUAUCAGUUCCGCGUGCAGGCGUUUGCGCAGAACGCACCAAGCGCUCCCAAGAUGGCACGAGGCCGCGGCGUGCUGCUCCGCAAGUCGCUCGUGCCACGGCCGCUCCGCGUGCAAGCCACGUCGACGAACGACGGAGUGCUCGUCUCGUGGAGAACGUCGCCGGGCAAGCAGGGCCUGACGCGCACCUCGUUCAACAUCGAUUACCGCCCGGCGCUGUACAACACCACGUGGAAAACGCUGUCUCUACCGCACAACAGCACCCGAUUCCUGAUCCAGCCACAGCGCUUCGAGAGUUUCCACGCCGGCACGCCGUAUCGCAUGCGCAUGCGCGCCGAGUACGCUAACAAGCACCGGUACCGCUCCAGCUCCAACGCCACGGACGAGCAGAUCGUAAUGGCGGCCGGUAAGGACUGUUGCACGGUGGCACUGCCGGACCAGGAACACGCCGACAUCGGGACGGUGCGACAGCUGCGGGUGGACUUCAACUCGCUGAAGGAGGGCAAGCGCGACAUCAUCGUCAGGUGGUACCCGCCGGUGCGUCGCAACUCUGCGCGGGACAUCAUGGGCUACAAGGUGUAUCACAAGUACACUAGGCUGGGCAAGCCGGUGUCAUCAGAACAGUUUACCUACCUGACGGCCAACUAUCCGCUCCGAGAGCUGCACAUUCCGCGUCCGACCGGCAACCUGGAGGCGAUGAUCCUGACGGUGCGCGUCAACGCCUACAAUCAGGACGGCGACGGGACGCUGAGCGACGCCGUGUUUGCCGCUCUGCCCAGCGUCCAGGGCAGCAAACGCUCUACGACGGUGUUCACACGGCGCGGCGUGACGUCGCCUCCCGCGGCCGCCACUGCCGAGGAGGUCAGCGACGGAGAGCGCAACUCACUGACCGUGCCGCUCCUGAUCAGCGCCGGUCUGUCGAUAGUGCUGAUCUGCGUGACCGUGGCCGGGGUGGUCGUGAUGGUUCGUAAGUCCAACGGUGCUGCCAAGCCAGGCAGAACUGCUCACAAACAGCCACCGCCACCAGCAGCACAGGGCAAGCAGCCGCCGGUAGGGGUAGUGGUGGUUGCGGGGGCGGCAACGAAUGGUCGAGCCAACGGUUCCAUUGCGUCGCGUAUCAGGGACGAAUUGGCUCUUCCCACGCCGCUCGCAACUACCAUCAACGGUUCUGUGGAUAUGAUUAGUAGUACGCUGACGCCAGCAGCUGUUCGUGAUCCGUCCGAUCGCAAUGGACACCGCUUGUAUGAUUCCGCGGAGACAACAGCGCCAGAGCACCCAGCUGUCUUCGACUCGACACACCAACACCAAACUCUACCAUACAGCGGUCGUGCAAUGUCGCAGCAUCACAGUGCCGUACAGGCUUCGACCGAUACGACGCUGGAUCGUAACCUCGGUCCCAGCUGUUCGUCCCGAUCCGCCACACCAGAUACACGGCUGUCAACGCAUGCUCCAGGUUCCGCUGACUUUAAUCAAACGGGCAACGGCGUGCCGCCACAAGUUGCGGAUAGCACGGGCGAUCCGCACAACAACCAAGUAGCUUCAGGUCUGCGUGUUGUCAGCAUGUACGAUGAUAGAACGCCCACAUCGGAGCAGUCCCUGAGCGACUUGGAGUCGGCCAUUGUCAAGCGAGCCGACUCGCACUCAUUCCCGAUGGUCAACGGUGGUGGUCUGGAACAUCCGCAUCAUCAUCAUGCUUCACACGGCGAGCUACACCAGCGUAGCGACAUUCACAUCACGGACGCUCACCUGCAACAUCUCGUUGCCUUCCCGUCGGCCAGUAUCAGCGACUUCAGUGGCCUCACCGGCGGCGAUCUCUCCCAGGAGCCUACACCGCUGAAGCAUACGGCGCGGCCUGAGCAAGCUGCCGACCCCGAUGCACAGCAGCAUGCGGACACGACGUCCGUGGAGGGUGCCGCUGGCCAAACAUCCUCGCCAGAUGAUUAUGGUGCUGCUGAAAGUCACGAUCCCAACGUACCCACGGCGGGCUGUGCCAGCCUCCCAGAUGAGGGCAUUGGCCUCACGCUGGAUCGUGCUGGCAUUGCAAACCGACCCACCAGCAUCAGGUACACACCACGACCUCAAUCCGUCGCCAGCAUACGCGAUAUUCCCGUUGAAACGGGAGAAGUCUGUUGUUAAACCUUCACAUCAGUUCGAUUACUGCAUUAGCCGGGAAUUUAGAAAGUGAACCAGUUUUUAGCUGGUGUAGGAUUCCUUUCCCUACGUUUGUUAGCUUUUCAUCCGUAGAGGAUGUAGAAAUUUAGGUCUGUUCUUUAGCUUUUCAUCCGUAGCGGAUGUGGAACUUCAGGGUUUAGCCUUUGCUGACUAGCGCUUGUGCGGUUAAAAUCAUUGAACUGAUCGUCACUGCUUCUCGGAGCCUUGAGUUCCUCUCUUUCACUCUCUGUUGGCUUGAUAAUUCGCACCAUCAGACAUCUACGUACGUAUGCAUCUUAUCUAUUUUCGUUCCCUACGGCCUUCUUUUGCUCUCAGGCCAUUGAUACUAAUGAUAUUUUUGAUAUAAUUCAAAGCUAACCACUAAAAGUUUCUUGAUCGAAAUAAUUGCUAACAUGAUCCUAAAAUAAUGCCAUGUUUCAAACUGAA
This is a messenger RNA of Sycon ciliatum, 6167 nucleotides long. RefSeq lists its product as uncharacterized. The coding region runs from base 1686 to 5705 and encodes 1339 amino acids. The transcript is spliced from 2 exons. Gene Ontology annotation, molecular function: protein binding. NCBI's taxonomy places the organism in Eukaryota, Metazoa, Porifera, Calcarea, Leucosolenida, Sycettidae. The record is from RefSeq and is a predicted model, not a curated record.